Molecule: messenger RNA, 2506 nt
Organism: Drosophila takahashii
Lineage: Eukaryota; Metazoa; Arthropoda; Insecta; Diptera; Drosophilidae
Gene: Syn1
Product: Syntrophin-like 1
Cellular component (GO): intracellular anatomical structure; dystrophin-associated glycoprotein complex
Molecular function (GO): protein binding; structural molecule activity
Source: RefSeq, a predicted model, not a curated record
CAAAUAAUGUCCGAAUUGCAGUAAAAGUUGAUGGAUAUUUUAGUAUUUUUGUAUGUUUUUCGCAACGCAACUUUCUAACGGCAACGAAUUCAGCUGCGCGCUUUUUCAACGGCUUUCCACUGAGCCGCCGCCGUCGCCGAACAAACAAUAAUAAUGAAAAGCGCCAGACAAAAACCGAAGAGCUAAUUGCCCGACCAGUAUUAUAGCCAUUUGUUAAUUGUUAUUUCUGGCUGACGUCGCGUAAAUGUUUGCAUAUCAAUCGACCAAGUUUUCGAGCUGUUGAACCAGGGAGCUGCCAAGUAGUGUAAUAAAAUCAAAAUAAGUUAAAAGCAAAAAAUCCUUAAUACACACACACACACGGAGCAGACGUCUAGUGGGAGUGUGUGUGCGUGAGUGUAGGUGUGUGUUUAUGCGCAGGCGCCAAUUCGAGUUUCUGUGCAUUAAUUGCUUUUCGCAAAGUACUCUGCAAUACGAUCGAAAGCCCAUGCUGGCGACUACCAUGUAGAGUGACAUAUCAGCACCGCGAAUCGAAGUCAGAGAGGAAUCAUGGUGGAAUCCUCCAGUCUGGGGAGGACCCCGCCGGCGGCCCAGCAGCCCAUUCCGCAGCAGCACUCCCCGUCGCCCUCGGGACUGCGGUGCGGCAACAUGGAGACGAGGGUGCGAGGCGCCUGGUACCGCGUUCUCGUCACGCUGGAGACGGACUUCCUGGCCGUCAGUCUCGACGAAUCCUGUGAGGCGGCGCAGCCAUCCAACGAUGGACAGUCUACCACCCUGAACGGAACCUUGGGGAGCAAUCACAGUGGCGGAGGAGGCGGUGGCGCAGGUGGCGGAGGGUCUAGCGGAGCUGGCCAGAACGGCACCCUGCCCAGCUCUGCCUCGCUUCAGGGGAUGAACAUCCAGGACACGGAGCUAGAUGGCUCCGGCAGCAACGACAAUGGGGAUCUCUGUCUGAACAACAACAACAAUGCCGGCGACGGGGGCGGCAUGGAUAUGUGCGACGUACCUGACCAUGUGGCCAACCAGAAGCGUCAUGUGCGGAUCAUCAAGUCGGACAACAACGGCCUGGGCAUCUCCAUAAAGGGGGGUCGCGAGAACCGGAUGCCCAUCCUCAUCUCGAAGAUCUUCCGGGGCAUGGCCGCCGACCAGGCCAAGGGACUCUACGUGGGCGACGCCAUCCUGACGGUCAACGGGGAGGAGCUGCGGGACGCCACCCACGACGAGGCGGUGAGGGCCCUCAAGCGAUCCGGUCGAGUGGUGGAUCUGGAGGUUAAAUUCCUACGCGAAGUGACGCCCUACUUUCGGAAGGCGAGCAUCAUCUCGGAAGUGGGCUGGGAACUGCAGCGGGCCUUCCUCUGUCCGCUGGGACCGGGCGUCCCCACCUCGCCGCCCGCCCCGAAGACUACACCCCGGGCGGAUACGCGAUAUAUCCCGCUGCAGCUGACGCAUCUGGCCAGAAAUCUCAAGUACAUCGACCCGGAGAAUCGAUGCUUCGAGCUGCACUCGCCGGACGGAGUGCACUCCUGCAUCCUGCGUGCAGCGGACUCGGCAGAGGCCUUGGUCUGGUUCAAUGCCCUCCACUCGGCGAUGGGCAGCAGCACGCAGCGAGCUUUGGCCGAGGCGAAUCGGGCGCUGACCAACCUAAUCGGCGAACUGAAGCACAUCGGCUGGCUGAGCAAGCGGAUGAGCGGCGGUGGCGGCGGAAGUUCUGGGAGUGCCGGGGGUGGAGCGGCCAGCGGGGGCAGCGGCACCUCGAACAGCGGCGUAGCCGGCGAGCUGGUAAGUCCCAGCGGUCGUUCCAGUUCGGAAAGCUCGGAUGAGAGCGACAAGUGGCUGCCCAUAUUCGUGGCGGUUACGGAGCGUGAGUUCCGGAUUUACGAGAGUGCUCCGUGGUCGGUGGAGGCUUGGAGUCGUCCCCUGGAAAUCUACGCCCUGGCCACGACGCGUCUGGCAGGAGCCGGCAACAAUUCCUCCCUGAAUGGCCAGCAGACCACGGUGUUCUGCGUCCGCUGCGGCACCGCCCGCGGCGUUCUCGUCUACUGGCUGCGCUCCGAGACGCAUAGGGACAUGGCCGCCUGGGCCAGAUCCCUCGUUCAGGGCUCCCAUCAGGCGGUCAGCUACCAGAGGGAGUUCUCCUUCCGCUGCCUCUUCCAGGGCCGGCAGUGUCAAUUGGUUGUGCACAUAAAUCGUGGCUUCUUUCUGUACGAUUGCGGUGGAUUCGCUCCGACCACUCCGACGGUGGCCACCUCCAAAACGCAGCUGUGGCAGUUCGCGUUCGACAAGCUAAAGGGCUCCGCGGAUGAUGGGACCAGGAUGUUGUAUCUGGACUUUGGCGAUGACGGAGAGAUUGAACUGGACAUGGAGUGCUGCCCCAAGCCGGUUGUUUUUGUCGUGCACAACUGCCUGUCGGCCAAAGUUCAUAAUAUUGCUUAGAACGAGGUUGAAUCGGAGGGACAAUCUGAUAGUUGUUGAUGUUUCGGGCACAUUGGAUGCGCAUUUGGAUUCCUUA